Messenger RNA from Rhinopithecus roxellana (golden snub-nosed monkey), 3258 nucleotides. It is a transcript of the gene KLF16, whose product is annotated as Kruppel like factor 16. The record is from RefSeq and is a predicted model, not a curated record. Bases 417 to 1175 code for a protein of 252 amino acids. The transcript is spliced from 2 exons. NCBI's taxonomy places the organism in Eukaryota, Metazoa, Chordata, Mammalia, Primates, Cercopithecidae. Gene Ontology annotation, biological process: regulation of transcription by RNA polymerase II. Gene Ontology annotation, molecular function: DNA-binding transcription factor activity, RNA polymerase II-specific; RNA polymerase II cis-regulatory region sequence-specific DNA binding.
GCUCCCCGGCCUUGCACCCCAGUGCGGGGAGUGCGCGCUCCGGGCCUAAGACGCUGGGCGCUCCCGGAGGCCCGAGUGGGCGCGCCGGGGGGCGGGUUCCUCCGGCCCGAGCCCCGCCCCCGGGGACUGCGCUCGAGGAGUGGUGGAGGGAGCGCCGGGCGGGGGGCGUGGCUGCGGCGCCCCGAGGGGGCGUCCUCCGGGCGGGGCGGGCUGUGGCCGCCCCCGCGGGCUCCGGUGCGUCAGGGCGCGUCAGGCGGGGCGGGGCAGGCCGAGCGCGGGCGGCGGCGGCGGCGCGCGCCGGGCCUCCUCCUCCUCCUCCUCCUCCGCCUCCCGCACUCGAGCAGCCGCCGCCGGCCGGACGGGCGCCGCUCCCGCCGCCUUCGCUCCGCCCGCCGCGCCGCGCGCCCUUGCCCGGCAUGUCGGCGGCCGUGGCAUGCGUGGAUUACUUCGCCGCCGACGUGCUCAUGGCCAUCUCCUCGGGCGCCGUGGUGCACCGCGGGCGGCCCGGCCCCGAGGGCGCGGGCCCCGCCGCCGGCCUGGAUGUGCGCGCGGCGCGCCGCGAGGCCGCCUCGCCCGGGACCCCGGGGCCGCCCCCGCCGCCCCCCGCCGCCCCUGGCCCGGGCCCUGGCGCCGCCGCGGCGCCCCACCUGCUGGCCGCCAGCAUCCUGGCCGACCUGCGCGGCGGGCCCGGAGCCGCCCCGGGGGGCGCCUCGCCCGCUUCCUCCUCCUCAGCCGCCUCGUCCCCGUCCUCGGGCCGCGCCCCCGGCGCCGCGCCCUCCGCCGCCGCCAAGAGCCACCGCUGUCCCUUCCCGGACUGCGCCAAAGCCUACUACAAGUCCUCGCACCUAAAGUCGCACCUGCGGACGCACACAGGGGAACGCCCUUUUGCUUGUGACUGGCAGGGCUGUGACAAGAAGUUCGCCCGCUCCGACGAGCUGGCCCGCCACCACCGGACACACACGGGCGAGAAGCGCUUCUCCUGCCCUCUGUGUUCCAAGCGCUUCACCCGCAGCGACCACCUGGCCAAGCACGCCCGCCGCCACCCUGGCUUCCACCCGGACCUGCUCCGGCGCCCUGGUGCCCGCAGUACCUCCCCCAGCGACUCGCUGCCCUGCAGCCUGGCCGGGAGCCCUGCGCCCAGCCCCACGCCCAGCCCAGCCCCCGCAGGCCUGUAGGGCCCUCGUCCAGCCCACCCUGACCACCAGGAUGCUUCUGCCAUCCAGGGGUGUAGUGAGGACCCAUGGGGAGCCCGGUCCCCUUCCAGCUGUGGGCAAACCCUGAAGACGCCCCUGCCCCCCUCCAGAGAGCGAGGAGGGGGCCUGAGACUGGACCCGGGUCUGCCUGAUCUCAGAGGUGGCUCUCAGGAUGGGUGACGGGGGCUUGUGUCUGUAAAUAGCCAUGAUACUAACUUUUUUCCCAUCUGUGCAACGGGGUCCCCCCGGGGCAGCUAGGAGGUCCUCCCCUCUCCUCUCCACCACCCCCUGCUGCCCCCCUCCCGGGGUGGGGUUUGCGGGGGUGGAGUGGACUUCUGGGAGCCGGCCCAGGGAAGGCACCCCCUGCCCCAUCCCUGCAGGUUGGGAUGAAGCGUGCAGACAGCCAUAGAGAAGCUGGGGGUUGACACGGCCCCCUGCCUCGCCCCACCCUACCCCACCCCACCGAAAGCCAUGGGAGUAGUUCAGGGAAACGGGGGUGCAGCCCGGCCGCCCCCCACUCGGGUACUCAAUCUCAGGUGUCCACAGGUUCUGCCCACAUUAGGGGCUGCCCACCCCCCCAGACCUUGGGGGUAGAGCCAGGAGCCGGGAGUCCUUAGGAUGCCUGGAGGGGCUCCAGGUCUUGCUUCUGAGACCUGGGAUGGGGAGGGAGGGGACCUCUGGGUUCUUCCAAAGAACAUUUGACUCUGGAGGUCGGGAGGUGGGAGGCGGAUAUUGGGGUCAGGAGGGAAUGCCGGCUUAUUUAUUUUCCUCUCUUCUCGGGUGUGGGGCCCUAGCUCCCCCUCUCUGGGUGGGUGGGAGAGAGAGGCUGCAGGGGAGGCUGGCACCGGGCCUGGCCCUCCAGCCCCUGCCCUGCCGACUUUGGCCUUUGCGGUAUCAUGUGACAAUCAACUCUCUUAAGGACACCUGCAGCCACUGGGCCGCACUGCCCUCCCUGGCCUGCAGGUGGGGCCGUAGAGCCCAUGCCCGCCGGGGUUGCAGGCUCUUCCGGGCGUGGGCUGCAGCCUGGCCAGGCCCUGCUUCCCCGACCUCCCCUCCUUCUCCUGGGUGCCUGGAAGAGGUGGGCCCUGGCCCGUGGUCGAGGUCCUGCCUCGUGGACUGGAAACAGAGGGCUGGCUGUGCAGCCUCCUGGGGUAGUUCGUUUUUUUUUGCACCGGGUAGAAUAUUUUUUCAGGCACGGAUUCUUUUUUUCUGGGCCCCCGUGGGUGGUCCGGCAUCCUCAGGGGGUGUGAGUGUGUGUGUGGGGGGGUCUCUGAGCUGAACUUGGGUGGGUGGGGACUUUUCCCUCGGGGGCCACCUUCGUGUCCUUGCCAGGGGUCGUCCUGCUGUGGCCUGGGUUGCAUUUCCUCUGGGGGGUUAUUGAGGACCCCCAGCCUGGAAUGCGAAGGGUCCUAGGUUCCACGUCCAAGACCCAGAAAGGUGAAUCCCCUCACUGUUGGCUGCAGGAAGUUUUUGGUAUCCCCUUUUGUUCCAGAACCUUCCUGCAUCUCGCUUGGGGGCAGGGGGGCUUUGGAUGGCCACUGGUGUGCACCUGGACCCAGCCCCGGCCUGGCAGGAUCCAGGGAUGGGUGCCUGGGGUCCUGCGGGGAGGGAGGCAGGGGACGCCCUUCUGGAGCUGGGCUCGGAGGGUCUGCCCCAUCCAGCCCUCGGCCCUUUGUGUUCUCUGUCCCUAGCCUCAAACCCUCCUCUGGCAGCGCUAGUGAGAUGCCUUAGUCUGCGGGGGUGGGUGGGGGACUGGGGCCCCGUUUUCCUUUAGUGUCUUGUUGGCCCCAGCCCUGGCUGGGGCCUGUCUGGAGUAGGGGAGGGUAGGGCUGUGGGUUCCAGAACUCUCUAACCGGGUCCCUCUCCAGUGUCCAGGGGACUGGAGAGACCUGCGCCCACCCCUCCACUCCCUCAGGAGCUGCUGGUCACUGGGACCUGGUUCCAGCCAUUUGCAGGGGAGGUGGCUCCAAGGGGCGUGCGCUUUCCGUGGGUGGCGCUCCUCCCCCACCCUGCCUGGCCUCAUCCUUGUAUUUAAUUAAUUAAACAAGCCCCUUUUUAAACCCUA